GAGGGCGAGAUCUUUAAAUAUGGAACAAGACUCGAGAAGAGCGCGACGCGACUCGAGCAGGUUUACGCGCAACGUGGAGCGUUAUCCGACGGGACAGAGUGAGUUCGCGAGCCUGUUGCGUUAUGACUGCUGGGGUGGCUGAAUGUAUUGUAGUUAGUAGAAGCAGCAGUGAAGUAUCUCUGGCUCCAGAUAAACAGAAGUGAGUCUCUGAAUGUGUUCCUGCUUUUACGCAUCCAGACACGCUGAACUUGGAGCGAAUUCGCACUUGCGCGUAUUUUGAAACUCUUUCUGAAGCCCGGACGCACUUUAACUCAGCGUAAGGGGAAGAAAGAGGGUCUCUGGCACAGGCAACAUGAGCGACAAAAACAAAAUGGAGGAUGAAGCCAUAGUGGACAGAGGAGCGUCUUACAUCAAAAACGUGUGUGACGAGGAGGUCGAGGGUCAUCACACAGUCUACAUUGGCGUUCACGUGCCUAAGAGUUACCGCCGGCGCCGACGACACAGGCGACGAUCCAAUCACAAAGAGAAGAGGGAACGUUUGACGGAAAAUGUGAGCGACAAAUCGGACACAGAGAAUGCAGAUGAUCCCUCCUCCAGCAUCCUCAAACCACUCAUUUCUCCGGCGGCAGAGCGCAUUCGCUUUAUUUUGGGGGAAGAUGACAGCGGCCCACCUCCGCCGCAGCUCUUCACCGAACUCGACGAGCUUCUUGCCGUCGACGGUCAAGAGAUGGAGUGGAAGGAGACAGCCAGAUGGAUAAAGUUUGAGGAGAAGGUGGAGAAGGGUGGAGAACGGUGGAGUAAACCCCAUGUGGCCACUCUGUCCCUUCACUCGCUCUUCCAACUGAAAAACUGUAUCGAGAAAGGAACCAUCAUGCUGGACUUGGAGGCAAACUCACUUCAGCAGAUCGUUGAGAUCAUCACUGACAAUCAGAUUGAGAGCGGGCAGCUAAAGCCCGAACUGAAGGAAAUGGUCAUGUACACUUUGCUCCGGAAACAUCGCCACCAGACCAAGAAGUCCAACCUGCGUUCGCUGGCAGAUAUUGGAAAAAGUGUGUCGAGCGCGAGUCGCCUGUUCAGCAGCCAGGAGAACGCGCGUCCUCUUGAUCACUCUGUGCCUUGCUUUAUCAACUUUGACCCUGACGAGCAAAUUCAGAUGCAGAGAAGCAACAGCAUGGGACUUCUCUGUAGUCCAGCCACGGCGCACCGUAACCUGACCUCUAACAGCCUCAACGAUCUCUCAGACAAGCCUGAGAAAGAUCAGUUGAAUAAUAAGUUCAUGAAGAAAAUUCCUCGGGAUGCGGAGGCGUCAAACGUGCUGGUCGGGGAGGUGGAUUUUCUGGACUCCCCCUUUGUGGCGUUUGUGCGUCUUCAGCAGUCCGUCAUGUUAGGAGGUCUCACAGAGGUUCCUGUUCCCACACGGUUCCUUUUUAUUCUGCUGGGGCCCAAAGGAAAGGCCAAAUCAUACCGUGAGAUCGGACGUGCCAUCGCCACGCUCAUGUCUGAUGAGGUGUUUCAUGACAUAGCAUAUAAAGCGAAAGAUCGUGGCGACCUGCUGGCAGGGAUUGAUGAGUUCCUGGAUGAAGUCAUUGUUCUUCCUCCAGGAGAGUGGGAUCCUGAUAUCAGGAUUGAACCUCCUAAAUCCAUCCCGUCUGCUGAUAAACGUAAAAACAUUAUUGCUGGAGGGGAAGGUUUUCAGAUGAAUGGCGGUCCGCCUCAUGAUGGGAAUACAGGUGGCGGCGGUGGCCAUGCGGUCGGCGACGAACUCAAAAUGACCGGCAAGUUUUGCGGGGGUCUCAUUCUGGAUAUCAAGAGAAAACUACCAUUUUUCGCGAGCGAUUUUUACGACGCUAUCCACAUCCAGUCUCUGUCUGCGAUCCUGUUUAUUUACCUGGGUACCGUAACUAACGCCAUCACCUUCGGAGGGCUUCUGGGAGACGCGACUGAGAACAUGCAGGGCGUGUUGGAGAGUUUCGUCGGGACGGCGUUAGCUGGUGCCGUGUUCUGUCUGUUCGCGGGUCAACCUCUGACCAUCCUGAGCAGCACCGGGCCCGUGCUCGUCUUUGAACGACUGCUCUUUAACUUCAGCAAGGAUAAUGAUUUCGACUAUCUGGAGUUCCGGUUGUGGAUCGGCCUGUGGUCUGGUUUUCUGUGUCUGGUCCUGGUCGCCACAGACGCCAGUUUCCUGGUGCAGUACUUCACCCGCUUUACGGAAGAAGGCUUUUCUGCUCUCAUCAGCUUCAUCUUCAUCUACGACGCCUUUAAGAAAAUGCUCAAACUGGCUCACCAUCAUCCAAUCAACUCAGGCUAUGACUUAGACCUCGUCACGCAGUAUGGAUGCCACUGCACUCCUCCGGACGGCAACAGUUCAGCUCUGUACAUGGAGAAAAUGGAAGCCCUGAUGAACAGCACUGGACAGCAUCAUUUGAACGCGACCUGGGCGUCGCUGACCCGUUCAGAGUGCUUGGAGUGGGGCGGUCAGCUGGUCGGACCAGCAUGUAAAUACGUCCCUGAUAUCACGCUGAUGUCCUUCAUUCUGUUCUUCGGCACGUACACCUGCUCCAUGGGUCUGAAGAAGUUCAAAACCAGCAGAUUUUUCCCAACUACGAUUCGCAAACUGAUCAGUGAUUUUGCCAUUAUUCUCGCCAUUUUUAUCUUCUGUGGUGUGGACGCCCUGGUCGGCGUGGAUACGCCCAAACUAAUAGUGCCAAGUGAAUUCAAGCCGACGAGUCCAAAUCGUGGCUGGUUUGUUCCACCAUUUGGAGGAAACCCUUGGUGGGUUUGCUUGGCGUCGUUCUUACCUGCUCUUCUGGUCACCAUCCUCGUCUUCAUGGACCAGCAGAUCACAGCAGUCAUUGUCAACCGCAAGGAGCACAAGCUCAAGAAGGGAGCUGGGUACCACCUGGACCUGUUCUGGGUCUCCAUUCUCAUGAUUGUGUGUUCGUUCAUGGGACUGCCCUGGUACGUAGCGGCGACCGUCAUCUCCAUCGCCCACAUAGACUCGAUCAAGAUGGAAACUGAGACCUCAGCACCUGGGGAACAGCCCAAAUUCCUUGGAGUCAGAGAGCAGAGAGUCACAGGAACAAUGGUGUUUAUUUUGACGGGCCUGUCGGUUUUCAUGGCCCCCGUUCUGAAGUUCAUUCCUAUGCCCGUCCUGUACGGCGUGUUCCUCUACAUGGGCGUCGCCUCUCUCAAUGGUGUUCAGUUUAUGGAUCGUCUGCAGCUCUUGUUGAUGCCAGCAAAACACCAGCCGGAUCUGAUCUACCUGAGACACGUACCGCUCAGACGGGUUCACUUCUUCACCUUCUUACAGGUGCUCUGUUUGGCCCUCCUGUGGAUUCUGAAGUCAACAGUAGCAGCCAUCAUCUUUCCCGUCAUGAUUCUUGCGUUGGUCGCGGUGAGAAAGGCCAUGGAUUAUGUGUUCUCGCAGCACGAUCUCAGUUACCUGGAUGACGUCAUGCCCGAGAAAGACAAGAAGAAGAAGGAGGAUGAGAAGAAGAAGAAGAAAAAGAAAGGAAGCAUUGACAGUGACAUGAACGACUCGGAUUUUCCUGCCAUUGAGAAUGUUCCCAGCAUAAAGAUCUCCAUGGAGACCAUGGAACAGGAUCCAGUGCUGGGGGAGAAGCCCUCAGACAGAAAUAAGCCCAUGUCCUUCCUCACUCCCUACUGAUGGAAAGCACUUUUUCCCAAGUCAGGAUUUAAACCCUUUUAAGAAGAUGGUGCCUCAGAUCAGAAUCUGGAAUCCAGAUCAGGACUCCGACAACAACAAAUUCUUCUGGAAAACUCCAGCCUCCGAAACGUCCCUUUAAGCACUCCAGAAAACACUUUCAUACAUGCCUGUUUAGGUCCAGAUGAUGGUUUAGUCAUUCAGCUAAACAAAAAAAAUGAAAAACUUUGCUGAAUGUUUCUUUUUAAAGUCCAAACUAAUAGUCAUGUGUCAUUUUAACACUACAACCAAUUGCACAAUCACAGACUCUUUACCAAAGAGACGUUUUGGUAGCAUUAGCCUACUGUUGGAAAGUUGAGGAGAAAGAAGUAUUUUUAACUAUCAAUUUAGUUUUGGGUUCUGGGUCCAGACUGAUUUUUUUGUUCCAAUGAAUUUAGAAUACUUUUUAUAACCAUAAUAUUUUAUUAAACAGAAUGAUGACAUAAUCCUAAUCAUUUAGAAUCCAACUGUAUAAAAUAAAUUUGCAGUUUGAGUUUUUCCUUUGGCCAAAUACCUGCACUUCAUUCAAAUGAGCACAUUAGAUCAAGAAAAAAUGUCAUUGAACAAAUUAGUAUUAGUGAUACUUUGUGUUUUUCGUUUCGAAAACUCAGACCUUUAAGCGUUAUAUUAUGAACCACAAUUGUGGGCGUUAACUAUCCCAAUAAGGGAAACUGCGGUUUUAAUGACACAAUUCGCCUACUUAAAUCUUUCCUGUGCUUAAGAAGACACUUAAAAAGUGGGAAACACUCGAUAUGAAUAUAAUUUCCUAGUUCUACCUCUUAAAAUGGACUGUAGGUGCCAGGCACUUGUUUGAGUGAAGCAUUUCUCUAUGCAGUACGUUACGGAUGUCACGUGACCAGAAGAGUGGCCGCCGCGCGGGAAUGCCUCUUCAACGUUCUUCUGUCUACGAAAUUCCUUCGGCCCUUUUGUGAACUGAAGAUGUUUCUUUCUUCGUAAAUGACGAUCCAUAACAGGGCGGACACUUUCAAUGUGAUUGCGUUCGAUGUAUUUACUAUGAAGCAGUUGAUUUAUGGUGAUUUUAUUAUCUGGAUAUUUUUAUUGUACUUUUUUUUUUUUUUUAAAGAAGUAAUGCUGUAGAUAGAGACAUCUUUUAUACUGAGAUGAGAGGUGUACGGACUUAAUAAUGAGAUUUAAUGUGGAACAGCUGCACCAAAGUGACAGCAAUACGCAAAUUUCUUUGUUUUUGUGUGUGUAUGAGAACUUAAAUGCUGCCAUUAAGACAGAUCAUUUUCUCUUACGUUCAGCACGAGGAUAUUUCAGUCAGCAAAUCCGGUGUAGAAUGUUUUUUGACAACUAUAUCGUUAAAACUUGAAUAUAGAGACACAAGUCAGUGUUUGUACAUAGAUCAGUUUAUCAUCAUCAUUAUCUCAUCAUCAAUAAUGUCUUCCAUUUCUUUUGAUUGUUUCAAACUGCCUGUGCAUUUUCAAGGACUGAACUGUUUUAGCGAGAUGCAUAUGCAAGAUGACGAUUUCAUAAAUCAUUUCUUUUAGAUGCACCGCUGUUUUUAUUUUAAACCUGUUGAGAUGUAUUUAUUGUCCUUCUGUUCUCUUCUGGAAGCUGUCUUACUUUCUGAUUAUAACGAUGACGCUACAGGCAAUAAUGAGAUUAACAGUUGAUCACUGUUCUUGUAAAAGGGAAUCACCCUGUAGCACUGUGAGGCGAUGGGCAAAUUAAAGCAAUUAUUAAAACUCA
Molecule: messenger RNA, 5416 nt
Organism: Ctenopharyngodon idella (grass carp)
Lineage: Eukaryota; Metazoa; Chordata; Actinopteri; Cypriniformes; Xenocyprididae
Gene: slc4a4b
Product: solute carrier family 4 member 4b
Exons: 28
Coding region: 353-3667 (1104 amino acids)
Biological process (GO): bicarbonate transport; transmembrane transport; regulation of intracellular pH
Cellular component (GO): plasma membrane; basolateral plasma membrane
Molecular function (GO): sodium:bicarbonate symporter activity; solute:inorganic anion antiporter activity; monoatomic anion transmembrane transporter activity
Source: RefSeq, a predicted model, not a curated record